Messenger RNA from Rhododendron vialii, 2590 nucleotides. Its product is annotated as calmodulin-binding protein 60 A-like. The record is from RefSeq and is a predicted model, not a curated record. Gene Ontology annotation, molecular function: DNA-binding transcription factor activity; sequence-specific DNA binding; calmodulin binding. Lineage: Eukaryota; Viridiplantae; Streptophyta; Magnoliopsida; Ericales; Ericaceae. Gene Ontology annotation, biological process: regulation of salicylic acid biosynthetic process. The coding region runs from base 765 to 2372 and encodes 535 amino acids. The transcript has 7 exons. Gene Ontology annotation, cellular component: nucleus.
AUAAAAUUAGUAAUCUCACAGUUCUCCAUUCUGAUUUUGGGUCCCAAAAGUUUUCGGAAAAAUGUCUCAGAAUCAGGUGAUGGGAGAUGGCAAUCCAGAAGAGGAGGAAAGAAUGGUUUCUUUAAGAAAGAUACAAAAUCAAAGGGGCAUUCUCCAGUGAACCAAGCCAAAAAAUUGCUCAGCAGAGCACUCUACCAACAAUCAACAAUCAACAGAAAAAACAACUAACCCAAAACCAGCAACUAUACAAGCUACUCUCUAAUACCUAGAGUCAAAAAUACGAGUAAAGAAGCGCCAACGAGAGCAGAGGGCCUGAUUAAGUCCUAUUCUCUUCACUCCUCUCCAAGAACUAAUACAAGCUCUAACCUCUGUGCAAAUCUGAGCUUCCAAACCCCGCACAUCCAAGCCUCUAUGCUGUUGGUAAUUUUGUGGGGAUUUUUGUUAGGAUUCUUCUAAUUUGUUAGCUUUUUCUACGCGGUUUGUUUGGAUUAAUUGCAAUUGUUUGAAGCUCUCUCUUCGUUUUCUUCUUCUUCUCCGGAGAAUCUAUGCACUGCUAAGCUACAACUGGAAAAUCAAAUGAGAAUCUAACUGGGUUUUCCCAAAAACUGUAGCUUGAAUUGUUCCUAUCAUGUGAGACUUUUGACUAUUCUUUCACUUCUAGUUCUCGCAAUUGUUCUUGAUUUGUCAGGAAAGAGCUGGAGGUUCUUGUGAUCCCACUUGUCGACGGAAGGAUCAACAAAGUUCUGAAGGAAACCAUUGUGCCCAUGUUUUCUAGAAUUGUCAAUGAAGCAGUUGAAUUGGCAGCAGAAAAGCUUUUGGCUCACUUGAUGUAUAAUUCUGGAAGUGGACUACACUCUUCAGAAUCAAGAAGCCUCCAACUAGAGUUCAUGGACAAGCUCUCCCUGCCAGUAUAUACUAAUAGACCAAUUCAAGGUGAAGGUCCUACCCCUUUGAGAGUAGCUUUAGUCGAUGGUAUUACCAAACAAGUUGUUAGCUCUGGGGCUGAAGCAUUUGCAAAAGUUGAGAUAUUAGUCAUUGAGGGAGAUCUUGACAGUGACCAGUGGAGUCCUGAAGAAUUUCACAAUAUGAUUGUCAGAGAAAAGGAAGGGAAAAAAUCUCUUCUUACUGGAAAUGUGUAUCUGAAUCUGGAAGAAGGCAUUGGAUAUGUACGUGAUAUUUCUUUUACUCAUAAUGCAAAUUGGAUGAAGGUCUGUGAGCUCCGUCUAGCUGCAAAAGUCGUGGACACCGUUAAUGGGACUAGAGUAAGAGAAGCAGUAACAGAACCAUUUGUCGUUAAGGAUUAUCGCGUCACCUAUAAUGAGAAGCACUACCCACCUUCUCUAAAUGAUGAGAUUUGGCGUUUGAAAAAGAUUCGCAGAGAUGGUGCUUUUCAUAACCGUUUGGUUACUGAAAACGUCAAAACCGUGAAGGACUUUCUGACUCGGUACUUUAUAAAUCCUCAAAGCCUCCAAAAUAUCCUUGGGACUUCUAAAACGUGGGAAGCCAUAGUGGAACAUGCUCGAACAUGUAUACUUGAUAAGAGCUUGCUUCUCUAUUUUCCCGUCAGCUCUGAGACAAAAUCUGGUGUGGUUUUCAACGUCGUGGGGCAAGUGAUGGGAUUAAUUUCAGAAUGCUGUUAUGUCCCAAUUGAUAAGCUCUCUGAAGACCAAAAGGCUGUCGCCAACAACUUGGUGGUAUUUGCACUUGAACACAUGGAAGUUGUUAUGUCUUUUGCCGAUGAGACUCAUUUUCAUUCUCAUUUGCAGUCACUCAACUAUGCUUACCCUUCAAACUCACCGAGGUUGGAGAAUCCUAGCCACUAUGACUGUGAACCUUCUCAUACCCACUAUGGACAUGACCAUACACAACCAAGUACUUCUUCCCACAACAAUGAAGUAGUACCUUUCCACUUAUCUGAUGCUGCUAACCCUGCAAAUAUUCCAACCACCGAUUCUCUGGGCAUCAUGUCAUCUAAUCCAUCUUUUGAAAAUGCAAGUCAUUUGAAUGAAUAUGGCUUGCAAAAUAUUGGGGAGGAGGAUCUUGGCUCUGUGAUUUUUCCAGGAAAUUUGUUUAAUCCCUCUAUCUGUUAUACAGAGUCCACUAGUCAGACCUUCUGUGAGAAUCAGCAUUUACAGUUAAUCGAUAUUGAUCGUUCUUUUCAUUAUCAGUCCAUGAAUUCUGAAGCACAGGAUGAUCUGAGCCGUAUUAUCAAUGGCUUUUGGUCAUCUCGUGCUGCUGAUGUUGCUAAAGCUCAGAGAAAAUGGUCAAUGUUAUAUAGUGUGCUGAGGUCUAAAAGGAAGAUUGCCGCAUUGAAGCUUGUUUCUUCAGAAGCAGUGCUUGCUUCAAAGAGGCCAAAAAUCUAUGAAGUGUAGAAAAUCGUUAGUUGUUAGGUGCGUUUACAUUUCUAAGAAGUGCUGCCCAGGUAAAGACUGUUUUGCAGUUUUAAAGUAUGAUAUGCUGGACAUUUAGUGCGAGAUACACUUAACUGAAUGUUGUCGGUUUCAGGCUCAUAGCUACUUAGGAAGUCUGUUAAAUGAUUGGUUUAGUAACUUUUGAAUGUUAUGUAAAUUAAGUUCAAUUAUUGAAGCUU